UCCCUUACUCCCCAAAUCAUGGCACAGAUGAUGUUGUCUGCCCUGCGUGUCCCACCUCCUGCACGCUGCAGGAUCUGCCAGACGCCACAGAUCCUGUUGUAUCGGUGGCGUCUUAUUGGCCUCCACUAAUACGAUUCGCCGUCGACACGCCAAGAAGAAGAAGAAAUUUAGCUUCGUCUCCAGUCUUCAGUCUCCAGUGGCUUGCUGACAUAGUGUCUCGUGACUUUUGGGUGAAGCUCGUGUUUAGGACUCACGACGAGGACUGUACAAUGACGGAAGACCAGGGCGCGUCGAGUGCGGACGUUGAACAGCCGAACCUGGAUCUUCCAGCUCCUCCGCUGGACCCUCCCGUGAGGAAUGGUGUCCCGAAGAUCCUGCAGCGAAUCGAGACAGUCCCGGACAUCAAGCGGGACACAUCUGGAAUCACCACGCAGUAUAUCGCUACUGGGAUAGUUAACCUUGGCGCCUUUGCAGCAGGAGCUUGCAUAGCGUGGUCCUCAUCGGCCCUUCCCCACCUGAUUAGUACUGAGGGUCCAGUGGAAACAGUGUUAUCAGAUGGCUUCGAUUCUCGCCCGCGACUUGUGUUAAGCCACUCGGCCGCAUCGUGGACGGCAUCACUGCUGUGUCUUGGAGCGGUGUUUGGAGCUGUCCCCACUGGGCUGAUAUCAGAGCACUUUGGCAGAAAAAAGACGCUGCUUUACCUCGCCUUGCCGCUGGUGGUGUCGUGGAUUAUGGUGGCUUCGAGUCCGAACGUGUACGGCCUUUACGUGGGAAGGUUCGUGGGCGGAGUGGCAGUAGGAGCCUUCAGCGUUGGCAUCCCUCCAUACGUGGAAGACAUAGCUGAGAACGAGUUGCUGCCAACCCUGGCCAACUUCUACCACGUCCAUCUCGCUUGUGGAGUGCUGUUCGGCUAUAUUGUUGAUCUGUUUGUUACAGGUAUGAUUCCCAGCGCCACCUGGCUUUCUGUUAUCUGUACUACUAUACCUAUAGCUUUCUUCGUUGCGUUCAUAUUCUUACCUGAAUCACCUGCCUAUCUCCUCUCUCAGGGAAAAUACAAUCAAGCCAAAGUAGCUCUGAGAUAUUUUAGAGGCAUUGACAACGAUGUCGACGCUGAAUAUAAGGAGUUAAAAGAACGUAUGAGAAAUAACGUCAAACAAAAAGUGACCUUCAAAGAAUUAUUUAGCACAAAAGGAACAGUCAAAGCUCUUGUUGUCUCUUUCGGACUCAUGAUUUUCCAGCAGAUGAGUGGAAUAUAUCCCGUCCUUUUUUACGCGAAGAACAUUUUCAACACAUUCACUGUAACAAUGAAUUUGCCCAGCGCUGCUAUCAUUCUUGGAUUCUGUUUAGUUUCAUCUACUUAUUUCUCUACAAUGUUAUUGAAAAAGGUCAGACGGCGUGUUCUUUUAGUUUUCUCUUUCACGCUUAUGGCUAUUAGCUUAGGUUUAUUAGCAACAUACUAUCAUUUGAAAGCUUCUCAAUUGGUAGAGAAUAACACUUGGGUUCCAUUAUUAUGUUUAUGUAUGUUCGUAAGCGUUUACGCAUCAGGUGUAGGUCCAAUUCCUUGGCUGAUGCUUCGAGAAAUAUUUCCAUCAAAUGUUAGACGAAGGGCUACGGCGAUAACUGCUGGAUUCCAUUGGUUUCUAGCAUUUGGCGUCACGAAAUUGUUUCAAAAUUUGGUGGCUAAAGUCCAACCAGGUUGGGCUUUGUGGUAUUUUGCUAUUAUUUGCUUAUUUGGUACAUUGUUUGUAUAUUUCUUUGUGCCAGAAACCAAAAACAGGACAUUAGAAGAGAUACAUAAUGAAUUCGAUGGUAUUCAUAAGAGAAGGAAGCACACACAUGUAAUAGAAGUUGAGAGUGUAUCAGAAACCUGAUUUGGAAUAUGUUGAUUGAAUUUGGGUCAAAAUUUAUUCGAAAUCAGUAUUUCAACUUUGACUUUGAUUAAGGAGAUAUUCAUAAUAAUUAUAUUUAUAAUAAAGAAAUAAAUUAUUAUUGAGAAUUGAAAAGGGUUAUAAAAGCAUUUCAAGUAGUAUCAAGUAAAAGUAAAGAAUUCCUAUGUAUAGUGUUAGGUACCUACUUAUUUGUUAUCAUAAAUUUUAUGAGUAACAUAAAAUUAAUAAGAGUUAUAAACUACGUAGAGCAUACUUUUAUAAUUGAAUAUUAAAUCAAAAGCUAUAUGGAUGAUGUUAUUUUAUGUGCAUAUGUAUUUAUUUAUAAAGCAUUUGAUAAAGACAGGGUGUAUUUUUUUUUUGGUAAGGAAGUUUAAAGCGUAUCGUUUUGGAUCUUCCAACGUUUUGGAAUUUUAAAUUAUGACUCAAUUUUCUUAAAUUAAGUUAAUUUUAUUAUGUUCAUAAAAGUAAGGUUGUAUGUUUAGGUCAUAGAGUUAGUACCUAUUUAUUUAUAUUUUUGUAAUAAAGAAUGAUUUCUAA
This is a messenger RNA of Plodia interpunctella (Indianmeal moth), 2426 nucleotides long. It is a transcript of the gene st4, whose product is annotated as facilitated trehalose transporter Tret1-like. The record is from RefSeq and is a predicted model, not a curated record. Gene Ontology annotation, cellular component: membrane. Gene Ontology annotation, molecular function: sugar transmembrane transporter activity. Gene Ontology annotation, biological process: carbohydrate transport; transmembrane transport. NCBI's taxonomy places the organism in Eukaryota, Metazoa, Arthropoda, Insecta, Lepidoptera, Pyralidae. Bases 270 to 1871 code for a protein of 533 amino acids. The transcript is spliced from 8 exons.